AUGCCCCGCCUUCCUCCCUCUCUCCUCUGGCGCGCCCGGAGGGAGAUCUCGCCCAUGGCCACCCUGCUCCUCCUGGCCUGUCGAGACCUGCAGUCGGCCGCCAACGAGCUGCGCUGGAUCUGCGAACAUGUCCGAGACACCAGGUCUCCCAUCCCACCUGGUUUGCGCGUGUGGCAGCUCUGUGAGAAGCGUGGACAGGGGGUUCCCUUGCAGUAUGUGCUCGGGACGCAGCCGUUCGGCCAUCUCGACAUCAAAUGUCGACCGGGCGUUUUGAUUCCCAGACCCGAAACAGAAGCCUACACGCUUCACCUCGCCUCCCUCCUUACCAAAGAAAGAGGAACCCUCAACCCCCUUUCCAUAUUAGACCUCUGCACCGGAACAGGCUGCAUCCCCCUGCUUCUAACCUCCCUCCUCCUGAAGCCCCCAAACCACUUACCCAUUCCACCCCGUAUAGCCGCCCUCGGCAUCGACAUUUCCCCCAAAGCCAUAUCCCUCGCCCGCCAGAACCACCAUCACAACGCCCGGCUAGGCCAUCUCCCUCCUCCCGCGGUAACUGAAGAGGGAGAAGCAGAAGUCGCCUUCUACCAAGCCGACAUCUUCUCCCCAACCUUCCUCCAAAGCCUCCAAACAUUCUCUUCCCUAUCCUCUUCUUCAGGUCCCAGUUCCAACCAAACAAGAACAAAAACGUGGGACCUCCUAACCGCCAACCCGCCGUACAUCUCCCCCCGGGGCUUCGCCACCGACACAGCCCGUUCGGUGCGCAACCACGAGCCCAAGACGGCGCUCGUUCCGGGGGACGGGUACCAGCACCCCGACCAUUAUGGCUGCCGACCAGAGGAUGCAUUCUACGCGCGUAUCCUAGAGAUUGCGCAACUGCUCUCGCCCCGCCCCCCUAGACGGGUGCUGCUGGAGGUUGGCGGGUGGGAGCAGGCCGUUCGGGUCGUUACUAUGGCCCUUGCGCAGGGA
This is a messenger RNA of Canariomyces notabilis, 966 nucleotides long. Its product is annotated as S-adenosyl-L-methionine-dependent methyltransferase. The annotation marks the transcript as partial. Gene Ontology annotation, cellular component: mitochondrion. The transcript is spliced from 2 exons. The record is from RefSeq and is a predicted model, not a curated record. Lineage: Eukaryota; Fungi; Ascomycota; Sordariomycetes; Sordariales; Chaetomiaceae.